ACCCAAAAACCAACAACACCCCAUUAAAACGCGCGAAAAAGAUCAACCAAACAAAACCAUAGCGUAAUAAAGGCGUUUCAGACCGUCAUCUUUUUUGGAAAAUUUCAGAGUCCUCUGUAGAUUGUCGUCGUCGUCAUCUUCUUCUUCGCUUUCCAUUUCGUUUCAUACACGUCGCAUCUCUCUCUCUCUCUCUCUCUCUCUCUCUCUCUCUCAUAUAAUUCCCACAUUUUACUUUCUUGUUCUCAUCUGGGUUUUCCCUUAUUUAAAGCUAAAAAUCUUAUCUUUUCAAUAUGUUCAAAUUCCCAUUUAGUACUCUUUGAAUAUUUGGGUUUUGUUUUCCUUUCAAUUCCCUAGUUGGGUUUUGGGUUUUUUCCGUGAUUCUUUUGAUUUAUUCACACUUCCACUUCAUAUUUCCACCUGCUUCUGUCAAACAAUAUUGUUUUCUUUCAUUUUCCUUCUGGGUUUUCUCUCUUCCUAUCCUGUCUGCCUUUCUCUGGUAUUCUUCCAUCUGAGUUUCUUUUCCAAUUUUGCCUCUCCUUCUCUCUCUCUCUCUGAAUUGCAGACACUGUUGAUUUGGUUGAGCCUUUUUAUGUUGUGUUACUGAGUUUUGAGUAACAUAUAAUAGUUUUUUUUUUAUUUAAAGAAUGAAGUGUUGUUUCUUUCCCUUCAAGGCGAAGUCCGAGUCCCAGCAAGAGAAAUCAGCACCGGAGUUGAAAAAGCAGAGUAGUAAAUCGGAUAAUUCGGCGGCAAACAAGGCCAUACAGUCGGUAGGUUCGGUAUCAUCGCCGCGGAGCAUACCGGAAUUGUACAAAGAGAAGGAACACAAUUUGAGAGUGUUCUCUUUCUCAGAGCUCAGAACUGCAACUAAUGAUUUCAACAAGUUGCUAAAGAUUGGAGAAGGUGGAUUUGGGAAUGUAUAUAAGGGUACAAUUAGGCCUCCAAAUGGGGAGGGUGACCCUAUUGUGGUUGCCAUUAAAAAGCUUAACAAACAUGGCUUGCAGGGCCAUAAACAAUGGCUUGCUGAAGUUCAAUUUCUUGGUGUUGUCGAUCAUCCUAACCUUGUAAAACUCCUAGGAUACUGUUCUGUUGAUGGAGAAAGAGGGAUACAACGUCUAUUGGUAUAUGAGUACAUGCCCAAUAAGAGCUUAGAAGAUCAUCUUUUCAACAGGGUUCCGGCAAUUCUGCCUUGGAAAACAAGGCUUGAAAUUAUGCUCAGUGCAGCUCAAGGAUUGGUUUAUCUGCAUGAGGAAUUGGAAGUCCAGGUGAUAUAUCGAGACUUCAAAGCUUCGAAUGUGCUCUUGGAUGAAGACUUCAAGCCAAAGCUUUCGGACUUCGGGCUUGCUAGGGAAGGCCCAAUUGGUGACCGUACUCAUGUAUCCACAGCGGUGGUUGGGACUUAUGGAUAUGCUGCCCCAGAAUAUGUUGAGACCGGCCGUCUUACAAUCAAGAGUGAUAUAUAUAAUUUUGGUGUAGUGCUUUAUGAGAUUCUAACUGGCAGACGGACAUUGGAAAGAAACCGGCCAUUGGCGGAGCAGAAGCUUCUAGAAUGGGUGAAACAGUACCCAUCUGACAGCAAGAGGUUUAGCAUGAUUAUUGAUCCAAAGCUAAGAAAUCAAUAUUCUUUCAGUGCAGCUCGGAAGAUUGCCAAGUUGGCAGAUAGUUGCCUAGACAAGAAUCCAAAAGAUCGACCAUCAAUGAGUCAGGUGGUGGAGAGCUUGAAGGAAGCAAUAGCAGAUUCAGAAGAGGGAAAUUCUUCGGAGUCAUCUGCAUCUAACCCGGUUGUUACCUCAAGGAAGCACUCACAUCAAAUGGGAGUUAGCGAUACUACAAGAAAAAUUUCGCACUUACCUCAGCCAAGAGAUAAUUCAGCUAGGGUAUAAAUGCUUGAACAUUGAAUACAUAUACAGCCGUGAAGAGAAGAGAGACUACCUUUUGACUAAUGAGGUUUGAGUUUUUGUUUUUUGAUUUUUGUUGAGAGAUUUAUAUUUAUAUAUGGAACAGGGAAGCAUAAAAAGGUAACAAACCAAAUCUGAUGCAUAGAACGGUAUGCCUUUAGAGGGAACUUUGUACACAUUGAUUGUAAAUUUCAAAAAUAAAACGUUGUUCUUGUGAAGUGAUUUUUCUUCUUGCUUUA
This is a messenger RNA of Camellia sinensis, 2134 nucleotides long. RefSeq names its product Protein kinase superfamily protein. Gene Ontology annotation, biological process: protein phosphorylation. Gene Ontology annotation, molecular function: ATP binding; protein kinase activity. NCBI's taxonomy places the organism in Eukaryota, Viridiplantae, Streptophyta, Magnoliopsida, Ericales, Theaceae. The record is from RefSeq and is a predicted model, not a curated record.